Messenger RNA from Canariomyces notabilis, 1128 nucleotides. RefSeq lists its product as uncharacterized. The record is from RefSeq and is a predicted model, not a curated record. Bases 1 to 1128 code for a protein of 375 amino acids. Gene Ontology annotation, molecular function: ATP binding; protein kinase activity. NCBI's taxonomy places the organism in Eukaryota, Fungi, Ascomycota, Sordariomycetes, Sordariales, Chaetomiaceae. The transcript is spliced from 2 exons. Gene Ontology annotation, biological process: protein phosphorylation.
AUGGAGAACACAUCCUCCGCCCAUGACCAAGGCGACCGCGUCCUGCCGCUCGGAAUGGAAGGGUUCGCCUAUGUUUUCACUUCUGGCACCGGAGAAGAGUAUGUCUACAUCCGUUAUCUCACUCAGGGGGCUCAGAGCACGGUUCAGCUUGUGCUGAGCACCCAAACUAACGAGAUUGUGGUGCAGAAGGUGUUUAAGAUUGCGGUUGACCCGCCGAAGGCCACUGCCAACCAGCCCGCAACCCCAAUGGGCGACCAUGCUGACCCGGAUCGCGAGGUCAUUAUAAUGCGGCAUUUGGCGGCUCUGCGAAAGAGCCCUGUCAACCCAGAAGCCGAAUGGCUCCAUCCUCGCUGGCCUGAAUUGAUAUCCAGCCAUGAUGCUCCCGUCUCGGUCGUCGAAAAGGGCGAAGCCAAGACAAUUCUCUCACGGGUCAGUUACUGGGGCCUCUGCAAUGGCGGCUCGCUGAUCGACUGGGUUCGCGCUCAGGCCGACAACAAUUACACGGAGCGGCCAUGCUUCCCCGUGAGCAUCGUGGCCCGUUGCAUCGGUCAGGUUUGUGAGACUCUCGAGUUCUUGUACACGGCCGGCGAGGAGCCCGUGUACCACUUUGAUCUGCAUCUUGCUAACAUUUUCAUCCAUUUCAGCUCCUAUACGCCCGACCUCCCGGACUUCUAUCUUGGAGACUUUGGCUCUGCUCGCAUUGCCAGUGAGUCCCUCGCUCACGAGGCAGCAAAGGACCGCCACAGAGGGGGUGACGAUGCGAUUCCUGGCCGCCGAGUUUGGGACACGGGGAUCUUCAUGGCCUCACUCUCCGAGUUCGUCUGGCGGCCCAUGUUCCACCAUCACCUUCAUCUCAACACGGAGCGAAGGGAGGACAUGCUAGGCCUUCGGGACCUAAUGUCGAAGGCCGCUUACCUCCAGUCAAAGGAGAAUACCGCGGCCCUCACAAACCCGCAUAGUCGGCCCCCCUCCCUGCUGGGGGUGAUCACAGCGGCGAAGGAGCUGGAGAAGAAGGCUCGCGACAUUGAGUUGACCAGCGACAAGGAGGCAUACGACAAGGCGGCUGCCGAAGAGGAUGCGCACAAGAAGAAGAUUGGCGGUCCAUGGACAAUUGUCCGGACAAUCUAG